AUGGGAGGCAAACGAGGAGGCAAGUGGCCGCAGCAGCCAUCCUGGCAACUCUGGCGUGGAGCCAAGUCGCCACGGGAUGGAGCAUGGAGACAGGACUAUCAAGACUAUCAGGACUUUUCAGCGUGGAAGUCGUGGCCCGAGGACAAAGCCUACUUCCCGCGCUACGACGAGAGACGGCCGCCAGCUACGGGACGAGGAGAUCCCGAGCCAGGGCAGGCCUCACAGGCCGGAGGAUUCGUGCAGGAUUUCCAGAACUGCCUGAAUCAUGCGAGAAAGGCGGAGCAGCGAGUGAAGAGCCUGACGCGCACUCGCGAGCAGAAGGUUGCCCUCUGGGCAGACUACAUGGAGCAGCUUCGCAAGAACUGGUUGAAGGAAUGCCAAAGGCACGAACAAAAUCUCCAGCGCCUCGACGACGACAUACAGGAGGCCUACCAGCAGCAGGAAGAAGCUCGGAGCAAACUGUGCUGGGUGGCAGCUCGCUACGAUGGCAAGCAAGGCAGCGAAGAGGCCACAGCCAGUGGCCCCGAUCCCUGGACCGAGAUGUGCCGGCAGUGGAAGAAAGAGGCCCAGCAGGACGAUGGACCAGAGGCGAUCCUGCAGCGUGCCUUGCAAACUCGAGGCCAGCCGAAGCGAGAGGUCACGGAGACGCCCCAGGCUUCCCGUGCACCGCCGGGACUCAAUGGUGGGGAUCCUUUCACUUGGCCGGGUGGCCUGAAGCCACCCAAAACCGAGGCUCGCGAUGCAGGACGACGAGAGGCAGAAGCCCCUUCUGGAAGGAUGCCUUCUCCAAGCCCAGAGCCGAUGGCGGUCUCUGGUGGCUACAAUGCGCCGCUGGAGCCUGUGGCGACCAACCCUUAUCAUGCUUCGCCGAGUACCCGGCACACAGCAAUGUCUCCGCCAACCGGCCGUCCACCGAAAUCCAGCUCGAGGCCGCGGCAGCCUGUCAAGACACAUACCAAGCCCGAGAUCAACACAGGCAGCCGCACUUUCCAGGAUCGCAUGGACGAGAAACGCCAACAAGCUCUGGAUCGGGAGAUCUCCAGGGCUCCUUCGGCCGAGCCCGAGGCCGUGGAUGGCGCGGAUGCCGAUGUACAUGCAGGUUCGGCAGCCAGGCCCCCUGGGGAGGAAUAUCUGGACUACAUCCCGACCAUCCGCAUCGACGACGAAUCCGAGAUGGACUGA
This is a messenger RNA of Symbiodinium sp. CCMP2592, 1182 nucleotides long. The record is from the annotation of a GenBank genome assembly. NCBI's taxonomy places the organism in Eukaryota, Dinophyceae, Suessiales, Symbiodiniaceae.